CGUUCUAAAUGGCCUAAGAACGCAGAAUUCUACAAAUUUGGACAUGGACAGUAUGGCUCGGUGAUCCAUCGUGACAGGUUGGACGAAGUGUGUUUUCAGUGGAGUGUAUUGAGGCGCACGAAAAUGUAUCAAUUUUGUUACAUUUUGUUGGCUGUUGUACUUUUGUCUGCCUAUACUCAUGGAGACUUCAUCGAUUUGCCGCAGUACCACCGCAUGCCGCGUUUGUCCGAGGCAGACGAUUACGAUCAGUGCAUGGAAGAAGCUCCUCCGGGUCAAAUCGUGGCCUACUGCAUGGCACGGGUCGUCAUCAAGCCAGACAACAGCUCCGAACUGUGGAACUUGAUCGAGGAUUUCUCCAAAAACUGGAAGAGACAUUACAAUCAUGCUCUGCUGGACCGCGGUGUAUGCAUGGAAGACUGCAAGCGUUUAGUUCAACGGUUACCCAAUGCAACCAGGAGUGCACUAAGGGUUGAGAAGUUUGCAAUCGAUUUUCCGUAUAUAUUUGAUUUAACAGUCUAUCAAGAUGGCGAGAGGGAUCGCGCACGAUACGGCGAAUUGCUAGACAUUUGCGUAAACUACAAGCUCAAUCAAUCCUACGGUUUGAGAGCUUACACUGAAAUUGAAGUUUGCAACAAAAACGUUGAGCCCCUGGAAGUAGACCUUCUGGAUUUCUCGUUCUUUCUCAUAUUAGCCGGAAUCAUUUUCCUGGCGAUCUUAUCCAGUUGGUACGACAAGACCAUCAAAUUCAAACAGGAUGUGGGACACUACAAGCAGGACCCGGAUAGUUCAAGAAAAAUGUUAUUCGUUUCGUUUUCCAUUCUACGAAAUUGGUAUCGAUUAACGUCUCGUUCUCAGGAUGUCCUGAACAAAGAUUUGCGGUUCUUUCAGGCCAUUCGAUACCUCACGAUGAAUUUGGUUAUCCUCGGACAUGCUGCGCUGAUCUACAGUAUCGCACCGUCACAGAAUACGAUGCGAAUUGAAAUGAUGUUCCAUCAACUUGGCACAAUGAUUCUCACCGGAGGACCCCAAAUCGUGCAGACCUUCUUCGCCAUGAGUGGUUUUCUGUUGGCCGUUCAAAUGAUCAAAUACGCGGAGAAUCGAUCGCGAUCACCGGGAGUCCUGUUUCUGUUGAAGGCCAUCGUCUAUCGGUACAUUCGGCUAACUCCGGUAUAUGCCUUUGUCGUUUUACUGCAUGCCACGUGGCUUUCCAAGCUGCAAGAUGGUCCCAUUUGGAAACUGGGGACGGAUACCGAACGAGCCUUCUGCCGGAGGAACUGGUGGACCAAUCUGCUUUACGUCAACAACUACAUCCAUGCAGAUCAACCGUGCGUUCAACAAGGUUGGUACCUGGGAUGCGAUUUUCAACUCUUCAUCCUGGGAAGCUUACUUAUGAUAGUGGUCAUAAAAUUCCGAAAGCUUUCGUCGCCGAUCUUGAUGAUAGCAGCCCUCGCUGCAUACCUUGUUCCAGCUUAUUUUAUCUAUUAUGAAAAACUGGAAGGCAUAUUUCUCGUGACACUUCAAGGUCAACGGUUCACGUUGUGGUUUGACGAAUUCUACCAGAGGGCGUACAUCCCGUUGCACGUCAACCUUGGAAACUACCUAGCAGGAAUUAUCGCCGGAAUGAUCUACCUUCGUCUUAAACAAUCCAACACCGAUCCCGUCCAAAAGCGCUGGUUCCGCAUCCUGUGGUACUUUGUGUUCCCAGCGGUGUUCGGAACCCUGCUCGUCAACUACAUCUUCUAUGAGUACGACUUCGCCAAGCCGUCGCUGUGGAUGGCAGCCUUCUACCCAAUAGCCAAGUACUCUUGGGGCAUCUACGCGGGGGUCUUCAUGAUGGGCCAAAUCUAUGGGAUAUCUCCGAUCCUGAAGCGGAUCUUUAACCAUCGCAUAUUUGAACCACUUGGACGGUUGACCUACUCGGCCUACCUGGGCCACGUGUUCGUGAUGAGGGUGACAGUGCUGAACCUGCGAUCGCCACUGCACUUCAACUAUAUUGGAACGUUUUCACUGAUUUUUGCAUCGGUUAUGUUCUCCUAUCUGAUGGCACUGAUUCUAUGCUUGCUCUUAGAGUUUCCAGUUUCUGCUCUGCAAAAGCUUGUUUUCGGUGGUAUGCGAGGCCACCCAAAACAAUCGAAUGAUGUAGAAACGUCAAACGAGGCCACAAAGAAUGGACCAAGAAUUGUGAAUAGUGGAGUUUCUAGUAAUGUGAAUAAUUAGGUGGACUUUAUCAAUAAAUAGAAAUCAAAAUGGUCU
Messenger RNA from Aedes albopictus (Asian tiger mosquito), 2253 nucleotides. RefSeq names its product nose resistant to fluoxetine protein 6. The coding region runs from base 124 to 2217 and encodes 697 amino acids. The record is from RefSeq and is a predicted model, not a curated record. Lineage: Eukaryota; Metazoa; Arthropoda; Insecta; Diptera; Culicidae. Gene Ontology annotation, molecular function: acyltransferase activity, transferring groups other than amino-acyl groups. The transcript has 11 exons.